AUGGCCGCUCCCAACCCAUCCACCGACCCCGUCGCCGCCCCGGCCGCUCACCCAGCCACGGCCGCUGCGCUGGCCACUCCGGCCGCCGACGCCGCCGUUCCCAGCGCGCCAGCGGCGGUUCCCACCACCGGAGCCGCACCCGCCACCCACGCUGGCGCUGGUGCUGGUGCUGGCGCGGGCGGCGAGUCGUUCCUCACCCGCGCGCAGGAGAUGGCCAAGCCUUACAUUGACCAGGCCAAGCCGUACAUUGACAAGGCGCACCAGCAGGCCCGGCCGUACGCGGACGCGGCGCUCGCCAAGGGCCAGGCCUUGAAGGCGCAGUACAUCGAUAAGGGUAAGGACGUCCCUGCCAGUGGUGGCGCCGAGCACGCUGCUGGCGGCGCUGGGGCCGGCUUCAACGCGGCCGCUAUCAACAACCCGGGUGCCAGCCACCAUGUCGCGACGGGUACAGCUACGGGUACGGGUACGGGUGCUUCCCAGGGCACGGCUACGGAGCGCGCUCAGAACGCGUUCGGGUACGGUCUGGCGUCUAUGAAGUCGACGUUCAACACGCUCGGCGCGCAGCUCGACGCCAAGACGGCGACCCCAGAGAAGCCUGGCCUCUUCACCCAGAUGUCGAGCGCCGUGCAGCGUGGCGUGGCGCAGGUCGAGAAGGCUGUCGGUCCCCCUGCCGGUGGUGCCGCUGCUGCAACGACUGCAACGACUGCGACGACCGUUGGGGGUGCAGAGCACGUUUCUGCUGUUCCUGCUCAAGCUGCGGCCCCUGCCGCGGCUGUCACCGUUCCCGUCACCGCUCCGGUCACUGCCACUGCUCCUGUCACUGCUCCUGCUCCUGUGACUUCCAGGCCUGCGGUGAUGACGACAACGAACAGUGUGCCGCACAAUGACGAGGCCGGCGACGAGGCCCAGUAG
Apiotrichum porosum is the source of this 912-nucleotide messenger RNA. RefSeq lists its product as uncharacterized. The record is from RefSeq and is a predicted model, not a curated record. The transcript is spliced from 5 exons. The coding region runs from base 1 to 912 and encodes 303 amino acids. Lineage: Eukaryota; Fungi; Basidiomycota; Tremellomycetes; Trichosporonales; Trichosporonaceae.